CUUUCUUUGCUCAAGGCCGCCGCUGCCGUCUCUUCGGCAGAGCCGGAGCCGUUACCCGAGCUCGUGCCUGGCAGCCGGGCUCGGGAUGCUCGGCGACCCCGAGAACCCUUUUGCGGACGACCUCUGCGGCGCGGACGGCAGCGGCCUCGGCGGCGGAGCCUUCGGAGGCUUUGGAGGCGAGCUGCUCGUGGACGGGGACCCGGACGCCAAGAAGAAAAAGAAGAAGAAGAGCAGGCGUGCGCACCGCGAGGACCCGAGCUUCGACGGCGGCCUCGACGCCUCUGCUGCGCAGGCCGACCUCGCGGGACUGCGGCCGCCGGCGGGUGCUCCCGGAGAGGGCGACGGCAGCCCCAGCGCACGCGGCGCCGACAUCCUGGGCGGAGGGGUCGCCUACCUGGGCGCCGUGAUGGCGGCGGACUGCGACUUUUCGCGCCGGAUCCAGGACGAAGUCACGAAUCGAUGGACGACGAGCUCCGGGUCUUGCGGCAGCAGUGCAGCCAGCUGCACGAGGAGGUCCUGUUCGCCACCGCGGAGCACCAGCUCGCGUCGGAGCAGAAGCAGGCGUGCGAGAGCCAGCUCCAGCGCGCCAGGUACCAGGCCGAGCUCCUGCGGAGGAGGCGGACCACGAGCCUCGAGAAGGCGGGCGUGACUGGGGAGCGGUCGCUCUGCCUGGACGAGCUGCAGUUUCUGGAGGAGCUGCAGGCGCUGUCCGAGCAGGAGCUCCUGGAGAUCAACCGGCUGAACUCCUCCGUCCAGGCCCAGGUGUCCGCCUCCGAGGCCAUCGCCCAGCCGCUGGAGGCGCGCCGCAGGGAGGCGCUGCUGGAGGUGGCCGCCGAGAGGCGGCGGCAGCGGCGGGACCUGCUCGCGCUGCGCCGCGCGGAGGCGGAGCUGGAGCAGCUGCGCGGCGAGCCCAGCGGGGAGCGCGCGCGGCGGCUGCGGGCCGCCGUGCGCCGCGCCGAGCUGGCCGUGGCGGAGGACCCAUCUGCGGCCCGCCGCCCGCUGCGACGAGCGCGCCGUGCCGGGCGGCGAGAAGGCGGAGCUCGAGCGCGCAACUGGCCCCGACCAUCUGCGGGCCGCCUUCCGCAGCGCCGAGCGCGCCCUGGCGGAGGCGGAGGGGGACUCGUCGGCCUGGUGGGCCGCGCCGACGAACCCGUUUGCGGCCGCCGCGGUGGCCGGGCUCGGGGGCUCGCCGCACCGCCGCCGCGGCCGACUCAGUUCGACCAGAUCUUCGAGGACCGGGCCCCGGAGCCAGACCACCUGCGGCGGCACCUGGCCGCUGGGCGCGCGAGCUCGGGCCCGCUCGACGUCUGA
Messenger RNA from Prorocentrum cordatum, 1311 nucleotides. The record is from the annotation of a GenBank genome assembly. NCBI's taxonomy places the organism in Eukaryota, Dinophyceae, Prorocentrales, Prorocentraceae.